UCCUUGAGACGCACCAAUGAGAUUUUGCGUUGUUGGAGAGUCGACUUUGGGCGGAAGUGGCUUCGUAGACCGGGAGAAGAGAGAUGGGGGUGAAGCUGGAGGUGUUUCGGGCUCUCCUGCAGCACUCAACACUACUCUGGUAGCGGCCAUUCCAGGCCCUGCUCAUCCACCCCUGCUUUCACAGAUGUCUCUUUACCUCACUUUCCCCGUGGUUAUGUUCUGGAUCUCCAACCAGGCUGAGUGGUUUGAAGACUAUGUUAUCCAGCGCAAGAGGGAGCUGUGGCCACGGGAGAAGGAGGACCAGCGCCAGGAACUAGAAGAAUUCAAACAGAAAAUACGGAAGCAGAGGGAAGAGAGACUCCUGCAAGCUGCCCAGCAGAACUCCUGAGACCUUCCAAUGUCUGGGUCCUAGCCCCUCUGCCAAUGAAAUAACACUCAGUUCCUA
Nannospalax galili (Upper Galilee mountains blind mole rat) is the source of this 445-nucleotide messenger RNA. RefSeq names its product protein PET100 homolog, mitochondrial. The record is from RefSeq and is a predicted model, not a curated record. The coding region runs from base 17 to 388 and encodes 123 amino acids. Gene Ontology annotation, cellular component: mitochondrion; mitochondrial inner membrane. Lineage: Eukaryota; Metazoa; Chordata; Mammalia; Rodentia; Spalacidae. The transcript has 4 exons. Gene Ontology annotation, biological process: mitochondrial respiratory chain complex IV assembly.